Eupeodes corollae is the source of this 4389-nucleotide messenger RNA. RefSeq lists its product as uncharacterized. NCBI's taxonomy places the organism in Eukaryota, Metazoa, Arthropoda, Insecta, Diptera, Syrphidae. The transcript has a single exon. The record is from RefSeq and is a predicted model, not a curated record. Bases 1 to 4389 code for a protein of 1462 amino acids.
AUGUCUGCUGACGAAACUCCAUUAAUAAGGAGAAGUAAACGACAAGAGGGUCGUAGAAUCGCCAAAGCCAAAGAAGAUGGUAGAUGCAAAUUAUGCGACCUAGACAACACGCAAGAAAUGGUUCAGUGCGACGAAUGUUUACAAUGGUACCAUUUCAAUUGCGUCAACGUGACUGCGGCCAUAGAAGAAGAAGAUUGGAGCUGCGCGCAAUGUCUAAACCAAAAGAAGGCAGAUGCAGAAUCCGUACGUUCCAAGAAGACGUCAUCAACAAAUCGCCGGCAAAUAGAAUUACAGAUCCUCGAAGAAUCUAGAGAACUAGAGAAGAAGAGAGAUGAAGAUUAUCUAAGAAAGAAAUUGGAUUUGCUCGUAAAUGGAAGUCAAAAAAGUGCGUGCUCCGAAUCGUAUAAAGAUCCGAAAGAUGUCGAGAAUUGGAUUCGAAACCAGAACGAUGUACAAUACCAAGCACUUGCAGUGAAUACAAUGAAAAGUGCACAAAUAACAACACAAAUAAAUCAACAUCUGGGCAUCCAUAUUCCUGCCACCACCAUGCCACACAACCCUGGCCCAUCAACAUCACUUCAUCAUGCAAAUCCAAGAAAUCUACAGCAAGAGUCUGCACAACCCGAUAAUGUUCAAUUGGCAAACAGACAUUCAAUGUCAAGGGAUUUACCGAAUUUCUAUGGCAGCCCUGAAGAGUGGCCACUUUUCAUCAGUACUUACGAUCGAAGUACACGGCUCUGUGGUUUUAGUAAUGAAGAAAACCUCUUGAGACUGCAAAAAUGUUUAAAAGGACAGGUCCUUGAAACAAUGCGCGGCAGAUUGAUGUUGCCAUCUAAUGUUCCUAACAUCAUACAAACAAUGCGAAUCAUGUACGGCCGUCCAAAAGUCAUAAUAAAGUCGCUUUUGCAGAAGAUCCAAACUCAGCCAAGAAUCCAAAUCGAGAAAGUCGAGACUAUUAUAUCGUAUUCCUUGGCUGUACAAAAUCUGAUUUCGACAAUAGAAGCCUGUGACCUCCAGGAGUAUUUGCACAAUGCAGAGCUCCUGGACGAUCUUGUGAGCAAACUGCCGACACAGCUGAUGUUAGAUUGGGCGAAAGCAAUUGAAGGAAUGACAUCAUACAACCUAUUGGACUUUGACGAAUGGCUCUUCAGGUUAAUAGAUAACAUAUGUAAAGUAAGUCCUGCUAUAUCAUUCAAUCAAGAUUCGAGAACACCUAUGCGCAAGAAAGAAAAAGCCCACAUCAAUACACACUCCGAAGAAGAUGUAAAGACACCAAUGUCCGACAAGAGACGCUGUACAAUUUGCUCUCAGGAUUGUUGCGGAGUUCACCUAUGCAAGAGAUUUAAGAAUAUGAGCCUUAACGACAAAUGGAAUGCUAUAAAACAAAACAGACUUUGCCGUACAUGCCUGAAAUCUCAUCCGCAAUCUCGUUGCAGACUGAAUACUUUGUGUGGUGUGAAGGGUUGCAUUUAUAGACAUCAUCCUUUGUUACACAAGAACACGAGUGACACAGUGGUUACAGGAACAUCAACAAUUGAAGUGCAAACGACAGAAACAAGCCAAGCUACCUCUACAGAUGACGCAAAUUUCAACUGUAACACGCACAGAUCAACUCAUAAUAUAAAAUACCGCGUUGUUCCUGUUGUUCUUCAUGCUGAACAGAAGCACAUUGCGACAUUUGCCUUUCUGGACGACGGAUCGUCACUUACUAUGAUGGAGGACUCCUUGGCAAAAGAAUUGGAUCUCAAAGGCAUCAAUCAACCGCUCUUUUUAAAGUGGACAGGCAACACCCACCGAAACGAAAAUGAAUCAAGAAUAGUAUCCGUCGAAGUUUCUGGAAGGGAACACACCGAUAAAAGAUUUAAAAUUCCAAUCAUCAGAACUGUGAAAUCUCUUAAUUUGCCACAACAAUCCUUGGAUGUCGAAGAACUCAGAGCUAAGUACCCUUAUCUGCGCGGGUACCCAAUUCAAUCCUACGAGAAGGCUGUUCCACGCUUGUUGAUCGGUCUAGAUAAUUUGAAGCUAGCAAUUCCUCUGAAGGUGGUAGAAGGCGGCGAAGGAGAUCCAGUUGCAACAAAGACAAGACUUGGUUGGGUAGCAUAUGGACCAUCAUCAGUAACAGACAAUAACACAGGUGAGUCCUUUCAUUCUUACUAUCAUGAGUGUGAAUGCGCAACUGCCAAGCUGAGUGACGCCGACUACACCCUUCAUAACAUGAUGAAAGAUUACUUUUCUCUGGAUAGUCUUGGGGUUGGGGAACCAAAGGGGCUGUUAAGGUCGCAAGAUGACGAACGCGCCUGCAAGAUGCUUGAAAGUCUUACGAUCAGAAUCGGUUGUCGAUUCACAACAGGCCUUUUAUGGAAGUAUGAAAACAUUAAACUCCCAGAGAGCUUCCAAAUGGCUCUAAAACGACACCACUGCUUUGCACAAAAAUUGAAACGCAACCCAGACUUGGGCAAUAAAAUAAAAAAUCAGAUCAAAGAAUAUGAAAAUAAAAGAUACAUAAGAAAAUUGUCUAAAAACGAACUUGAACAUCAAUUUCCUCGAACUUGGUACCUUCCAAUAUUUGUUGUUACAAAUCAAAAUAAACCGGGCAAGACUCGAAUAGUCUGGGAUGCUGCUGCCGAAGUCAAUGGCGUGUCACUCAACUCUGUACUGUUAAAAGGACCUGAUCAACUUGUUUGCCUACUCUCAGUCCUAUAUCGUUUUCGAGAGAGGCGCGUCGCCAUAUGUGCGGACAUUCGAGAAAUGUUCCACCAGAUUGAAAUGCGAGCAGACGAUCAGCACGCCCAACGAUUUCUCUGGAGCAAUGACUUACAUGCCACUCCAGAUGUUUAUGUGAUGCAGGUACUGACGUUUGGGGCCACUUGCUCUCCCAGUUGUGCGCAGUUUGUUAAGAAUAAAAAUGCUCUCGAAUUUUCCGAACAGUAUCCAAGAGCAGUCGAUUCCAUCCUUCACAGCCAUUAUGUUGACGAUCUUCUUGAUAGCGUAGACUCAGAAGAAGAAGCCAUCAAGCUGGGUAAAGAAGUCAAAUACAUACAUCAAAACGGUGGUUUUGAAAUUCGAAAUUGGAUCUCAAAUUCACCGAAGGUCAUGGAGGCUCUGGGAGAGCAACCGCCAGCAUCCAGAAGAAGCCUGGACAUCAACCCUGAGAGUACCUCCGAAAAGGUUUUAGGCAUGUGGUGGUGUAUUCAAACAGAUACAUUUACAUUCUCAGUUUCAAAGAAGGCGUCAAUGAUAGAGCUUCUGUCAGAAGACUUCGAACCGACAAAGCGGCAAAUACUUCGCGUCCUAAUGAGCAUUUUUGAUCCCUUAGGCCUGAUUGGUAAUUCAUUAAUUUAUAUCAAAAUUCUAAUGCAAGAGAUCUGGCGUUCCAAACUGAGCUGGGAUGAGAAAAUUGAAGGGAAACUAUGCGAGAAGUGGCGCGUUUGGGUCAAUCACUUAAAAAACAUUGACCGAAUACAUAUUCCCAGAUGCUAUUUAAAGCAAAUCAUGUAUGGUGAGCACGACACAUGCCAACUACAUAUUUUUGUUGACGCUAGCAUCAAUGCAUUUGCCGCUGUAGCCUUCAUCCGAGUAACAAAAGGUAACCUAAUUGAAUGCAGAAUAAUUUCAUCAAAAACUCGGGUUGCGCCUCUUCGAUUAACUUCCAUACCAAGGCUAGAACUCGACGCCGCAAGGCUCGGUGUACGAUUAGCGAACAGCAUCAAGCAGUAUCACGCCAUCAAGUUUUCAGAAGAGUUUUACUGGUCGGACUCCAAAACAGUUCUCUCAUGGAUUCAGUCUGAUCAUCGCAAUUAUAAGCAAUACGUCGGAUUCAGAGUCAGCGAGAUACUGGAAACAACCGAAACUCAUCUGUGGCGCUAUAUACCUUCAAAAGACAACGUAGCAGACGACGCCACGAAAUGGGAAAAAAUACCCGACUUUGAUAUGAAUUCGCGAUGGUUUGUAGGCCCACCAUUUCUGAUGCAAGACGAAAACAAAUGGCCACUCAAUUUGUCAAACCUUCAAGAAACUGCGGAAGAACUGAAAGCAUCAAUUUUGUUCCAUCAUACUGUACACAAUCAAGCACUAAUAGACUCCAAACGUUUUUCAAAUUGGCAAAAAUUAGUAAGAACUCAAGCAUACAUUUCCCGAUUUAUAUAUAAUACCAGAGCUAUCAAGAAGAAAGUUCCUAAACGAGAUCAAAAGUACAUCACACAUGGAGAAUAUGUGGAAUCAGAAAGAUCACUCUAUCUUCAAGCCCAGCUGGAUUCGUUUCGUGAUGAGAUAAGUAUUCUAAAAAACAACCUUGAUCUUCCGUUAGCCCAGCAUAAAUCUUUGGACAAAUCCAGCUUUAUUCGGAAGAUGUCUCCGUUCAUAGAUCAAGAUGGACUCCUACGCCUAUAA